AAUUUUGUAUUAUAUAAAAGAAACAAAUCGUUAUUAUAAAAAAAUAAAUAUGAAAUUAUUUAAUAAAUUAAAACACCUCUUUGUGGAGGUUUUACUAAUUGUUUUAUUGAUCAAUUUAACAACCUGUCAUAUGCAAGAGGCGGUUACCACAGCGCCCGCCACUCAGCAGCACUGGCAGCGGCCAGUGCAUACGACGCGCAACACGGUAACGCGUUGGAAAGCGAAUCAAUCUCCUGCAUCGAUGCCUGUCUCAACAACCCACAACUGUGAUUAUAAAGAAUUAAUAACAAAUUUACAUGAUCGCGUAAGUUUGCUGGCAACGGUGGAUGAGGAUCUGCGCAAACGCUUGGAUAGUAUUGAAAAGAAAAUAGUACAAUUUGAAUCCAGUAACUUGGCCCGCAUGGAUUCGCUGGCCGUACAACAAACGGAUUUCACAAAACGUAUGGAUGUCACCGAACACAUACAACGUCUAACACGACAUGGAGUUGAUCAAUUAUUAGGUGAAUUCGAAGAAUAUAUGAAAAUACUAAAUCACACCCAUAUAACCGAUAACAGAAAUCAUACAAACGACAAUACAGAUAAUGAAUUAAAUAUCUUACGUAAGGCAAGACAAGCUGAGCAAAGAGUCCAACAACCGACAUCACAGACUCAAUCUCAACUGCCACAGGGUGUAUUUAUGGUUAGUGAUUCACAAAAAUUAGAUGCUUUGGCAACGUUGCUGACCUCCACAAGAGUUGCUAUUAGUGGCUUGCAAUCCCAAUUACAAGCGAAUGUCUCCAAAUUGAUGCAAACAACUGGAAAUCUACAAAGACGUUUCAACAAUGCCUUUAGAAGACAACAAAAUCAAGGAGGUGCUUUAGUUCCCAAUUUCUAUGCCACUGCCAACAGCCCACAACAAUUGACAACUAGUUGUGCUCAGGGAGUUUUACCCACGAAUGGCAUACUUAAACUGCAAUUGACAGCCACCUCAGAUCCCUUUUAUGUGGCCUGUGAUGAAGAGCUACUGGGAGGUGGUUGGACUUUAAUAAUGAAUCGUUUCAAUGGUGACAUCAACUUCCAACGCGGCUGGUUGGAAUAUAAACAUGGUUUUGGCAAUUUGGCUGGAGAGUUUUUCAUUGGCCUGGAGAAAUUGUAUGCUUUGACUGCUUCUAAUGUGCAUGAAUUGCUAAUAACCUUGGAAGAUUUUGAUAAUAAACGCAAAUAUGCUCGCUACAAUUUGUUUGCCAUUGGCAAUGAACAGGAGUCGUAUGAAUUGAAAUUGUUGGGUAAAUAUGAAGGAGAUGCGGGUGAUUCAUUCAGUUAUCAUGCCGGCAGCAAAUUCUCAACAUUUGACAAUGACAAUGAUGGUUGUGUCGAUUGCAAUUGUGCUCAAUCACACAAGGGAGCCUGGUGGUAUAAUUGGUGUGAUCAAAGCAAUUUAAUGGGUCCUUAUCAUGACAAAGACUUUGACAAAAUUGAGCAAUAUCGCGGCAUGUAUUGGCAAGACUGGUUGGGUCCCAACUAUUCCCUGAAAUCUGCCAAAAUGAUGAUACGCCCCUUGAAUGUGGAGCAAGAUGGUCGUCGUUAAUUGCAUUUUCUUGAAAACCAUUUAAGUUCUUCAGGUUUUUUACUUUUGCCUGCCUGUGAAUUACUGUGUGUAUGUGUUCUUAGUGUACAAUGAAUUGUAUUUUUUUUUCGUAAAUUUCUAACAAAUUUUUCUAAUUAUUUUCUAAGUGUGUCAUCUCACAUGGUAUUCAUUUGAAGUAAAAUUCUUAGUGGGUCAAUGUGCCAGUUGUGUAUUUAAGUAUGUGUUGCAUUUGUAAAUUGUAUUUAUGUUUUCAAUUUGAAAUAAAAUGUGUAUUUUUUUAUGA
This is a messenger RNA of Calliphora vicina (urban bluebottle blowfly), 1850 nucleotides long. Its product is annotated as angiopoietin-4. The transcript has 6 exons. NCBI's taxonomy places the organism in Eukaryota, Metazoa, Arthropoda, Insecta, Diptera, Calliphoridae. The record is from RefSeq and is a predicted model, not a curated record. The coding region runs from base 50 to 1567 and encodes 505 amino acids.